Molecule: messenger RNA, 3081 nt
Organism: Notothenia coriiceps (black rockcod)
Lineage: Eukaryota; Metazoa; Chordata; Actinopteri; Perciformes; Nototheniidae
Exons: 6
Coding region: 1-3081 (1026 amino acids)
Biological process (GO): endoplasmic reticulum to Golgi vesicle-mediated transport; protein secretion; vesicle cargo loading
Cellular component (GO): endoplasmic reticulum membrane; endoplasmic reticulum exit site
Source: RefSeq, a predicted model, not a curated record
AUGACACUUUNGGAGAUACAGGAAGAGGGAAUACAGGAGGAAGUGAAGGAGAUACAGGAAGAAGGGAAAUGGGAGGAAGUGAAGGAGAUACAGGAAGAGGGAAUACGGGAGGAAGUGAAGGAGAUACAUGAAGAGGGAAUACAGGAGGAAGUGAAGGAGAUACAGGAAGAGGGAAUACAGGAUGAAGUGAAAGAGAUACAGAAAGAAGGGAAACAGGAGGAAGCAGAGGGAAAAAAAGGAGAGGAAGAACAGCAACCAGUGAAGGAGAUAAAGCAUGAGGGUAAACACAAGGAAACGAAGGAGAUAGAGGACAAGGAGAAACAGGAGAAUUUUAAGGAGAUAAAAGAAGAGGCCAACCCGAAAGAGGAGGAGUUAGAGGAAAAGGCAAAGCAGUGGGAGGAAGAGGAAAUUAAGGAAGAGGAGGAACUGGAUGAGAUGCAGGAUAAGAAUAUAGAGGAGUUCAAAAAAGAUGAGAAGCAGCAAGAGAUCGAGGUAGAGGAGGAAAAACACAAAGAACAAGAAGGGUCAAAAGAAGAUAAAGAAAGAGAGGAGUUAGAGAAGAUGGAAGGAGUUAAGGAAAUAGAAAAGAAAGAGGUUGAACAAACAGUACAGUCUCAAUUUAAGGUUGAGAUUGAAAACAAUGUCCAAUUUUUACCUGACACUGAAAGAGACAAUGAGAGUCCAGAGAAUGUGGAGGGCGACAUAAGGAACAAAGAAGAAGAGGGGAGCCUCAAAUGUCCAAACAAUCUUAGUCCUCAAGCUGGUCAAUACGGAUUUGUGAGGGCCAAAGAUGGAGGUGAUUCUCCGAACACAUUGGGGUUUGUUCGGACCGAUAAGGAUUCAGAGCAAGAGACUACACCUGAAAAAGAGGAUAGGGAGUUAAUCACAGAGGAGGAACAACCAGUGUCAGAUUCUUGGUUGAAUAUGGGGAUUGGGGACAUUUUAGGCUUUAGGAAAGACGAGAGUCAAAUUGAUGAGAGUGCAGAAGGUAGGUUCAAGGAGAUAGAAGAUAAACCAACUUUAAAACAAGAGAAUACCAGUCAAUCUCAGGGCGAACUGACAGAUGCGAACGAAUCAAAGGUUGAAGAAACUCCAAAAGACCAAAAUGAUGGCAGUAAUUCUAUUUAUAUGGGUACUUUAGACAGUAAGUAUAGUGUCUUACCUGAAGAUGCAGAAUCCAAGGUUGAUGUAAAAGAUAUUUCUCCAAAGACUAUAAAUGGUCAUCAGAUGUCCAAAUCAAUAGAAAACGGGGAGGAUGACAGCAACGGAGAGUCAGGAGAAGAUUUCAGAGCUAAAAACGACACUGAUCUGGACUUUCGGACCCAACCUGACCUCACUUUAGGGCCUGACUCAAGUUUUGUGGAGUUCAAUAUAAACGGCACUCAAGAAGGAUUUGGGAGGGCCGAAGAUGGAGGUGAUUCUGCAGAUAAGUUGAGCCAAAUAAAUGAAGGGGCAAUCGACAAUUAUCCUGACAAUUAUCAAAAAUUAGCUGAUAGGAUAGGAGUGAGUCUAAAGGUACCAUUCGAAGGCAUAGUGAGAGAUGACGAUGGAAUGCAGGAGAAGGGGGAAAGGGAUGAUAAUAGGAAUGGAAAGCAGAAUGAGGCAGAAAACAUUGAUCUGCUCGAUUUAGGUGAAAGUGGCCAAAGCUGGGAGGAGAGGGAGAUAAACGUGGAGCUUAAUAAUAUACAGGGGAACAUUUUAGAUGGCAAUGCAUUUGGUUCUGAAGACAGGAAAGACGGAGGAAUCGAGUUUCCAGAUGUCGUAAACCGGGAUAUAAUAUCUGAACAAACUCUUCCGUCUGAUAGUCAGAAUCAAAAGGAAGCAGAGACCGGAAGUGGCGGAGCAUUUGGACUUUUCAAAAAUGCCUUUAGUUUUUUUAGCGAAACCCCCGUUGCCGAAACCAAAGAAUCCAAAGAAUCUACCCCAAAUUUGGAUUCCAACACAGGUGAGACAUCUGAGGAACCAGCAUCUCUUACCCUUGAUCAAGAACUGGAAUCAACCACUGAUUCGAAUCAGGUGCAAGAGUUGCUUUCUUCCAUCACCAUUCCACAGCAGCAACUUCAGCCUUCUCUUACCUCUUCAGAUACAUCGCUUCCGUCCCCAGAAAGCCACCUUCAAAGAAAAACCAUCACCAAAUUGUACAAGAACCUCCACGCCCACAUGAGCGACGACGAGACGACUAUCCUCGUGGAACUCUUUGGGCCAAAUAAGCUGCAGUUCUUGGAUUACAUUUUAGGAAGCUUGGGAACCGUGAACGAUGACCCGGACAAUGAUGAAUCCAUAUUGCUGGAUAUAGAAAUACUUUUGCUUUAUCACAGAGAGGCACUGGUCGCUCCUAGCAUGAGGCUCGCGGAUGCACCUCAGGAGGAUAAAGAAAAGACCAAAGCUCUCAUCGCACUUCAGAAACUAGAAAUGCUUCUGGAAAGAGUGAGAGAGACUUUAAAAUCAGCCGAGGCCAGCUGUGUUGGUGAAUCUUGUUCAACUCGCAUCAAUGAUAAGGAUCAGACCACUGAGGAAGAUUUGUCUGUAGGCCUGGAUGACAACGCUCCAAGAGAUAAUUUGAUGAAAGUUGAUAAGGAGAAUGGAAGACUGAGUGGAGACACAGGAAAUGAGAUGUCGACUGAAGAUGACAAAAAAGCAGAGAAGGGACAAAGAGGGGAAGAAGAGAGAGUGAAAGAGAAUCAGCCAGGAUCACCACAGCCUCUGGAAGGGAUAAUGAAGCACAUUUUGGAUUUAGUUCAUCAGAUUGCUGAAGACUCAACCACUCAUGUUCAUGCAGUGAAGGAGCUCCUUAUAUGGCUUAUUGUACAGGUUGUAUUGGCACUGCCUGAUGACAUCAGACCCGGUCCAAACCUGUACGGGUUGCCAUGGGAACCGGUCAUCGUGUCCGGCCUGGUGGGGCUGGUGACGAUGCUGCUGUUCACCUGUAGAUUUUACAGCUCUGUCAAAAGCAGAAUGUAUCGAAGUAGAGAGCGGAGGAUGGGUGAGCAGGUUACGCAGCUCCUGGAUGAGAAGUGUAAAGUGCUGGAGACUCUCAGCAAAUGUCAACAAGAGGUCUGUACUCGUGCUAAAGCUGACUGA